CCCUCGGCCUCCACUCUCCUGCUCUCUCUGCCCGCGUCGACCAGCGCCCAGGUCUCCACCUCCCGCUUCCCCGCGACGCGAGAGCCACCGGCGCCGCCGUCCUCGCCCGCCGCAUCCUCGCCGCAGCUUUGUUUCGAACGAAAUUUGUUCAGCUGAGGCUCCAUCCAUGCCGCCCGUUAGGUCCGCACCAGUGGCUCCUCCUCCGCCUCCGCCGCCGCCGCAGCAGAAGAAGCCGGCGGUCCCGGUGUCGAGGCCGUGGCCGAUGUCCUUCACACCGCACCCACCACCACCACCGCCACCGCCGAAGCCAGCUGUUGAAGUAAAAAAUGCCAGUCCAAAGAAAAGGAAACACUGUAACUGUAAAAACUCACGAUGUUUGAAGCUGUAUUGUGAGUGUUUUGCAGCACGUGUAUAUUGUGAUGGAUGCCAUUGUUCACCAUGUGGAAACAAGAUUGAGAAUGAAAACAUAAGGAAGGAAGCUAUUGAAACAAUUCUCCUCCGUAAUCCACUUGCAUUUCAGCCCAAAAUUGAAAAUAGUCCAAAUACUGUAACUGUUCGAAAGGAUAAUUCUGAAGCAAUACCUCCGAUACCAAAGCACAAUAAGGGCUGUCACUGCAGGAAGUCAGAGUGCUUAAAAAAGUACUGUGAAUGCUUCCAAGCAAACAUCCUAUGCUCUAAGAACUGUAGAUGUCAGGACUGUAAGAAUUUUGAAGGAAGCGAAGAGCGAAAAGCUUUAGUUCAAAUGAAAAAUGCAUCUGAUAGAAAUCACAUUCAAGAAGCAGCUAACUUUGCUCUGAAUGGUGCCACUGGAUCUUUAGGAUACAAAAAUUCUCCAGUGCGUAGGAAGAAAUAUCAAGAAAAUUCCCUUGGAGAACAAAUUUUGUCAGAAGCACAAUUUCAACCGCUUGCAUCCUCUUGCACAGGAUUUGGAGGGGAUAUUGCUAUCAAUUACCAAAGCAAAUCAUCUGAAAUGAUCUAUAGGUCUCCACUAGCAAACACUAUCCCUCUUAUUGAAGUCAAUGAUCUUGUCAAGAAUGCGUUGGUUGCGUGCAGAAAGGCACCAGAAGCAUUCCUCACAAAAGCUGGCAAUAAAGUGGAGAUGCAAGCAGAGAAGCAAUAUCAGACAAAUGAUGAAAUAAACAAUGAUAAGACCAAAGAGCAAAACUUGAAGGAAGCUUCUCUAAAGGACAUCCAAAACAAGGCCUGUAUAGAUCGUCAGAACAUUAAUGGAACAGAGCCCCAUCUAGCUAACUCUUUUAAAGAUUCUAGGCCUGCAUCACCAGGAACACAAGCACUAAUGUGUGAUGAAAUGGAUACUACAUUCGGAAAUGAGGAUUAUAGAAGUCCAUUUGUGGUGCCUUCACGUGAUCAGGAUAUUUCUGAGCUAAAUGCUGAUCAAGAAAGAAUAGUAUUGACAGGGCUGCGAGAUUAUCUUCGUGUGCUUAUCACACGUGGAAAUAUAAACGCAACCAAAUUCUCGUUAGAGACAGCAAUGGAAUUGGAUUCCCGGAGGCAUCAUGGAGCAACAACUGUUUUUUCCCAAGACAAAUCUAUGUCUUCCAGUUGUCCUGAAACCCUUGGAAAUAAUCAAACAUCUAUGUCAAAUGAUGAACAAAAGGAAAAAAGUGGAGGUUAAGUAGUAGUAUUAGAUACACACUGCACUGUAAAUGAUCACCUCUGUACAUGGAUGGAUAAGAUAGAUAGUAUAAUCCUCGUUGCCUAAUUUGGGCAACCGGCCUUUGUAGAAUCGAUCAUUGUUCAUUGAGUGUAGCAAAGCAACACUUUCACUGAUGUAUUGAUCAAUUCAAUAAAAUGUCAAUUGAUUUUUUGGGUCUUCGAAA
Molecule: messenger RNA, 1841 nt
Organism: Oryza sativa Japonica Group (Japanese rice)
Lineage: Eukaryota; Viridiplantae; Streptophyta; Magnoliopsida; Poales; Poaceae
Source: RefSeq, a predicted model, not a curated record